AUGGACUCAUGGCCCACCCUCCAAUCCCUCAGUCAAUGCGUCCUCGCCGCCACAUCCAUCUACCUCGCGCCCCUAGCACAACCCCUAUCCCUCAUGGCGCUCAUCGCGACGGCCAACCGUCUGCGCCCGCGUCCUCCGCAGGCCGUCGAAGCCCCGAAUGCGCGCCCGGUACAAGCAGGGUUCCUGGCCUUCGUCCUGGCGGCGGCUUACUUGGCGUUCCGCGAUACCGUGGCCGCGAUGACGGACACGCGGGGCGUCGAGGCUGGGCUUAAAAUCGCGCUUUGCUAUCGCGUGGCGCAGUGUCUGGAGGCGAGGUUUUGGUUUUUGGGGGGUCUGGUUGUGGUGCUGGGGCGCUGGAUGGGGAGGGUGGUGAGGAGGGUAGGGGCUUUGAUGGGGGUUGGGGGAGGGGAGACGCGGGCUGUGAGUCCGCUGGGCGCGGAGGGUGCGUCGGAGUCGGGUGGGACUGGAGAGACGCUGCUGGGAGCGCCUUGUGAGCAACGUGAGUCGUCUGGGACUGUGGACAACGAGGAAUCUGUCGCUGGUGCCUCUAACGCCGAGGGCGCGGCUGGUUUGAGCCUGACUGAGCGGCCACUGCUAGAGGCCCCCGACAGUGCUGAGUCAACCGCAGCUGAUUCAAGUCAGGAUACUCCCGCUGACGUGUCUGGAGCUGGAGAGUGUGUGGGUGAUGUCCCUGAAGACGGGGAUCAAGAGAAGGCGGAAACCGGGGAGCCUUCGCCCGAGGUUGUGGUAGAAAUCGAAUGGGUGGACGUUGGACGUGACGUCCCGAGUCAGACGAACGGGACUAUGAAUGAUGGCAUGAUGAAGGGGCCUCGACGAAGAAGCAGGAAGAGGAAACAGGAAGUAGGAGUGGUGGAAACUGCUGAGGUUCCUGUAGGCGAUCAUGGGUCAUCAUUGUGA
This is a messenger RNA of Anthostomella pinea, 918 nucleotides long. The record is from the annotation of a GenBank genome assembly. Lineage: Eukaryota; Fungi; Ascomycota; Sordariomycetes; Xylariales; Xylariaceae.